Molecule: messenger RNA, 4318 nt
Organism: Solea solea (common sole)
Lineage: Eukaryota; Metazoa; Chordata; Actinopteri; Pleuronectiformes; Soleidae
Product: amine sulfotransferase-like
Exons: 7
Coding region: 240-1148 (302 amino acids)
Biological process (GO): sulfation
Cellular component (GO): cytoplasm
Molecular function (GO): sulfotransferase activity
Source: RefSeq, a predicted model, not a curated record
GGAACAGAGGUGUGGUGAGAACUGGAAGCUCUGAUUGUGUUGAUCUGCGCGAGCGCGUGUGCACGACGCUCAUCUCAACUCUCCGUGCGAGAAGAGGUGGGACCUUCGGAAGCGUAUUUAAAGCCCUAACCUGACAUCGUGUUUCCUGUUGGUGGAAGAAGAAGAAGUGUGGACGCGGUUGGAGCAGCGACGGACACGCACACACACACACACAGACGGAGGAGCGAACAGCAGUGAUCAUGGAAAGUGAUAAUUCAAAGACACAGAACCACCAGAACCACGAGCUGGUUCCGCACAAGGGCUUCAAGCUCAUCAGCGGCACUCAUGACCCGGAUGAUGUGGACCAGAUUUACAACCUGGAGAUCAGAGACUCUGACGUGUUUGUCGUCACAUACCCUAAGUCAGGGACCAUCUGGAUGCAGCAGAUCCUGCUGCUCCUUGAGUCAAAGGGAGACGUGUCAGCCAUCAGCCAAGUCAACAACUACUCCAACGGCGAUCUCAUCCCCUGGAUCGAGUUGAACGGCAACAGACAGGCGUUCAUCACAGCCCCUUCCCCCCGACUGAGAGUCACUCAUCUGCAGUACCAGUUCAUGCCUUCUGCUCUGAGCCACAAGGGCAAGGUGAUCUAUGUGGCAAGAAAUCCCAAAGAUGUCCUUGUGUCUUACUUCCACUUCCAUAAGCUUGCAAACAUGUUGGAGACCCCAAAGGAUUUCAAUGACUUCUUUGAGAAAUUCUUGAAAGGAGAUGUGUUUGGGUGCAGCUGGUUUGAUCACAUUAAGACUUUCCACGCACACAAGGAUGAUAUGAACAUGCUGUUCAUCACAUAUGAAGAAAUGGUUCAAGACCUGCAGUCUGCGGUGGAGAGGAUCGCCCUGUUCCUGGGCAAAGAGCUGACUGAUGAGCAACUGGCCAAUGUGGUGAAAUACAGCACCUUCAAUAACAUGAGGAAAAUCCCUCAGGCUAACUAUGAGCAGGUGCCUGGCGACCUGCUCAGCCACCAACAGGGAAAAUUCAUGAGGAAAGGCACCAUCGGUGACUGGAAGAAUCACUUCACUGUGGCACAGAAUGAGAAGUUUGACGAGGUCUUCAACAAGGAGAUGGAGGACUUUCCUCUGUCUUUUCUAUGGGACGUCAGUGACAUUGUCUGACCACUCAUGACCUUUCAUGGUAACAUUAUAAAAAAGAAGAUAGUCACGGUUGCAGCUUCAUGAACUCUGUGUUGCACAGAAACAACAUCUGCUUCUCUGUUCCAUCUGUCAUAAUAGCAUCUUUGUAUAUGUUGACCUUUUUUUCCAAAGCAUAGAAGAGAUUUUCUUUUUCCAUUGGUUUCCAUGUGUUUUAGUGUAAAAAAAAAAAAAAAACAACUAUGCAAAUCAGUACCUGGGUCACAACAUGUUGUAACAUCAAAUCAAUUAUUAUCUUGAGGUCAUGCAAAAGCUUUGUUGUGAUCUCGUCUGUCAAGCCUUGUCUCAUGGUGACGUAAAAAACACGGUCCCCCCUGUCGAAAUCCAUCUGCAAAGAAUAUGGUUUAAUCUGUUACAGCAGGGAUCGUGUCUGUUUUGCUGUUGUCACGGUUACAUUAUUGCUGCUCGGUAAUGCGGUUAAUACGCUCAGAAUCAACCCACGCUGACAGCAAUGUCAUAGUGGAACAUUCACUUUGACAAUAAUGAAAGCAAGCCUUCGUCCUCAGCAUAGUUGAUAUUGGAUCAAGGACAGACAGUUGUACUUGAUGCGAUUAGUACUGAGCGAGUGAAAACAUGUAUGAUUAUGUGUGGCUGCUAAAUAUGCAUAAAUACGUGAGUCUUGAUCGAUGGUCCUCAUGAUCAGACUUGGUGACAACAGUGAUUUGUCUCAGUUUGUGUGAAGGACCACACUCACUGUCCGUGUUCACUUCCAUAGACAUGUGAGCUAAAGUGCAGACGAGCAUGUGACUUGGGAGUCAGGAAUCUGAUGAACUCAGAACCCGCAACUGGACCUCAACGUCAACAACUCACUUGACGAGGUUGAUGACGUCGUCACUGUUUCCCCCUCUGUUUCCCCCGACACCAGAGGCUUGCACCGCGAUAUCUGUGAGUUUACAGGUUUUAUUGAACCUAACUAAUCAGCAGUGCUCGGCAACCUUUUACAUGUCAAUCUGGGUCAUUAUCAGCAAGCUCAGAUAAAGGGAUAGUUCAGGUUAUUUUGAAGUAAGAAUGAGAUUCUGAUUAUACAGUUCUAGCACUUCUCGGCUCAACUCCACUCGCUUUUUUUGGGCUUUUCCAUAAAGGUAAAUAGUACCUGGUACCUGGUGCUUUUUUUGGUACCUGCUCUGGCGAGGUUCCAAUCGAGCUGAGCCGAUACUAAAAUGUGACAUCAACAGAGUGUCGGCCAGAGAGCGUCGUCACUGGAAGAGUCAUGAGCGCGACGUCCAACACAAGAAUCAAAACCGCCAUUUAUGUCAUAUUUGAAAGGUUGAAACUUUGACUGGUUGACACUGGAUACUUCCACAUAAAAUGUCACAACAUUUAACCCAACACCAACAUGAAGAAGCCUUUAACCAGCAGGAAAUAUCACUUGAACUUGAAUCACUUGCAUGUCCUUCUGUUGAUGACGAGAGAGAGAGGAUUAAUUAGGUGCAUCAUCAAAUACGGCCACGCUAAACAACACAUAAUUGAAAUGCUGUGGCUUUGUUUUAGACCACCAGGCAACCACCAGACAACCAGGAAAUAUUUUCUCACUUAAUCAAGUACUUGUUCUGGUCCAUAAAAUGUCAAAAUACUGUUGUUGCCAUGUGGUUAACAUGACCAGUGAAAUUGAGCUAGGCCAGUUUUUCCUCCUACUUUUUAUACCAAGUUCCACCAGAGAAAAUAUUGAGCUCUCGAAGUAACACCAUUAAUCACCAACGUGACAACUCAGUGGUGUAAAUAGGCCGAGCUACAGACUUUAUUCCCAAUAAGAUAAUUUGCUCCCUCCUCUUCCUCACAUAUACUUCACACACUGAUAUAGUGACCUUGGAUUAAGAUGGAGUGAGAGAUAAAUUGGCUCUAAUUAUUAUCAUUUCAUUUAUUAUUUGUUUAAUUUUCUAUGCACUCUAUUUACAAAUUCCUCAGUACCACUAGAGGAAACAAACGUACCACUGGUGGUACAUGUACCACAGUUUGAGAACCAUGGAGCCAGACUUGACUGAUUAAUUAAACGACUGUUCUUGUCCCAGUAUACAAACACGAGUGGGGAAUUGAUUUAUUGAAUGAAGUACGACCUUUGUGACAUUAGGCUGUGAUGUGCCCUUGUUCAGCUUGUUAGCUGGCAGUUAGUUGUUGCAUUCUCAGUCUUCCUACCGUACACGAGCUGGCAGAGCAUAAACUCGGUCUCCUUGUCUCGUUGCCAAGAUAUUUCACAGUUGUUUUCGUCUGUGAACUGGCCUUCUCUGUUAUUACCGGGUCAAAGCCCGGGUGUGGGAACUAUGGAGUAUGCACAAAGCAUAUUGGCCAAACUGAGUCCUGCUGAACAUAUACAGUACAUGCAAAAGUAAUUUGACUCCUAAUCCCAUUAUCUGGGUGUGUUCGUCCAACUUUGAGAACUUCAAUUCAGUACAACGUCAGUGGGACUAACAUGUUAACAUGUAUUUUAAAAGUCUUAAUUUUAGUCCGACUAAAACAACUAGUACUUUGUAUGUAAAUGUGCCGAGUGAUGCAACAGAUUCAGUUGUGUGUCUGUAAACAGAGCCAAAGGGAGGAGGUGUUGUUCUCUCUCAGGUCACAUGCUUUACAUUAUGCUGGAAGGCUAUUGUGGAAGUGUACUGAUCAUUAAUGUAGAGCCGGAACUAACGAUUAUUUGUAUGGUCCAUAAAAUGUCAUAGAAUGUUUCCCAAACCGCGACAUGAUGAUACGUCUUGUUUUGUCCACAAACCACAGUUAAUCAGUUUUAACGAUUUCUUUGUCAAAUGGAACAAAGACAGAAAACCUGUUUUUAUUUGUAAAAAAAAAAACACUCAAGACGAAAUAAUAAUCGUAGCAGCCCUAACAAAAUCUCGCCUGCUGAACGUUUAAACCUGACUCUGUGUGCUCACUUAAAAACAGAUCCUGAAUCAAAGUUUUGUCACUUAAUGACUCCACACGUCACAGCCAUGACCUGACAAGGACUUUGACCCAGUUUUAUUCACAUUGUAUAUUCCUGCACAGCAAACAAUAUUCAAGAGGAGUCAAGUACUGAAGUGUACAUCCUGAUCAGGUGAUCACAUAUUAUCAGAUGUAAAUUAUGUAUUUUUAAUAUUACACUGUGUCUUAUUUACUUCCUAUGAAUCUUUGUGUUCAGAAAAUAAAGGUUGAUGAACUGAGAA